AGGCUCGUUAGGCCUGUCAUCGAGUUCUUAGAGCCGAAUUGCUUCAUCUCCCCUCCGCCGCCGCCUUACCAAGGUCGAAGCAAUUGGGGUUCAGGGGAAGCGAAAGCUGCGGAGGAAGGUACUAUUCGGAGGCCAAACCCUGACUUUUAAGUAAGAAUCCCUGGUUUUGUAACAUCAGCUGGAAUUUUGAGGGCGACAAGGCGAGAUCGGUGACAUGUCGAGCACCGUGGACGCAGCGGGGGAGCCGAUCCCGACGUCGGCCGUCCUCAUGGCGGCCGCCAAGCACAUCACCCAGCGCUGCCGGGCGGAGAACGUGGCCUUCAUCAAGUGCAAGAAGAAGGACGCGAACCCGGAGAAGUGCCUCGAUAAGGGCCGCCAGGUCACUAGUUGCGUGCUAAACCUGCUGAAAGAACUCCACCAGAAGUGCCCUAAAGAGAUGGAUGCUUAUGCAGGCUGCAUGAAUUACUACACCAAUGAGUUCGAUUUGUGUAGGAAAGAGCAGGAAGCAUUCGAGAAGAGCAUACUGUAACAGAGGAGCAGACCAAUGAGGAUUUCUGAAACCAAACUGCCAUAAUUAGCAUAUCGGAUACUCGAAGAACUGCAAGGUAUUUAUAUGUGCAUUGUUAGUGCAGAUUGUUUCUCAAUUUUUUCUCUCUUUUCUUCUUUGUUUGUGAUCAAUGUGACUGCUCCAGUAGCUUUUGGUUCCUCCAGUUUUCUCAAGUGUCUUCCAGUAAAUAGCACCAUCUCUGGCGCAAGUCCAUUCCAUCCCUUGUUUUGAUCAUUCAUCAAUUUCAAUAAACAAAUAUUUGGAAGUUCAUAGCUUCCUGUAUUGUACAAAAAACAUUUCAGAUUGUUUAGGUUUUUAAUUUGGUAUUCGGAGGAAUGAUCAAUCUUCGUACGUAAAAGGUGUUGUCAUGUUAACUUGAAUGAUUGAUGUUUUUAAUUUGGUAUUCGGAGGAACAAUCAAUCAAUCCUCGUACGUAAAA
This is a messenger RNA of Musa acuminata AAA Group (dessert banana), 986 nucleotides long. RefSeq names its product NADH dehydrogenase [ubiquinone] 1 alpha subcomplex subunit 8-B-like. Gene Ontology annotation, biological process: mitochondrial electron transport, NADH to ubiquinone. NCBI's taxonomy places the organism in Eukaryota, Viridiplantae, Streptophyta, Magnoliopsida, Zingiberales, Musaceae. The transcript has 3 exons. Bases 215 to 529 code for a protein of 104 amino acids. The record is from RefSeq and is a predicted model, not a curated record.